CUGCUUUAGGUGAAAUGCUGAAUUAGAUGCUCCUGGUUGGGCAUAUUUUCCUAGCUAUUUCUUGCAGUAUUUGAGGGUAUGAAGUAUUGGUUCUCAAGACUGUUUGGAGGGCAGGGACUCAGCGCUGAAAUGCAGCCGCCAAUCCCACAAGGCAAAAUGUAAUAUUAUCGCCUGCCUGUAAGUGUUUGUGUUGGGUAUUUUCCUAGGACCUCAUGAGUUUUUGGAUAUGUUUAUGUCCACUGACUUCUUUUGGGGGAAUCGAUAGCUUUCAGGUGGGAUAAGAGAUGGUGGUUUCUUGCAUGGUAGCUUAAAUUUGCUGAGUUGUGGUGGAACGAACAGAGAGACAACAGCGUAUGGGUGUUGGCCUUUUUAACUAUUAGGAUGCCAUCUAUUAUUCAGCUGAAUAGUCAUGCUAUUUGGUUUGUACUUCCCUGUUAAGUACCACAGACAUAUUUGGCUCGAGUGUAGUACUGGCAAGCACACAUGUAAAAGUAUGCUUUAACAAAAUAGGGUGGGAGAAAAAAAGAAGUAUUAACGCUGAUUUUUUUGCCCCAAUCUGCUCAUAUUUCUCCAUAUUUGGAAAUGUUUACCUCUCAGUGCAAUUUGAAGUAGGCUGGUGUGGGGAGGUGAGUCACACAGAAGUGCGAAGCGACCGGGUUUUGUGAGGGUGGUCCUGGGUGUGCUCCCAGUGGUGCAGGGGAACCGGCCAGAGGAGCGCCUGCAGAAACCAUGUGGAGUUCACAGGACGGCGAUGGCGGCCAGCUUGGUCAUGUGACCGCACGGAUGGAAACCACCCCGGGCUUCGGAACACCUAGCAUCUCUGUCUCCCAGCAGCAGGUGCCCAAGAAGUUUGCCCCGGUGGUCGCUCCCAAGCCAAAGUUUAAUCCCUACAAGCUGAGUGAGUCUGCACAGUCGGGAGGUGACGAUCCCCUACCGCCACCCAUGGAAGACUUUCCCCUGCCUCCCCCUCCAGCUGAUGGGGCCUCCUUCAGUGUGCAAGUGAAAGGUCCAGAGAAGACCCUGGAGGAGCGCCGUUCCAGUCUGGAUGCUGAGAUUGACUCCCUCACCAGCAUCUUGGCAGACCUGGAGAACAGUCCCCCGUAUAAGCCCAGGCCCCCACAGAACUAUGGGGUGUCCUCUGGCACUGGCCCCACCUCCGCACCAGUCAUCGGACACAAGAGCAUGGUGAUUCCAAACCAGCCUCCCCUGACAGCAACCAAGAAGUCUACAGCCAAGCCUCAAACCCCAACUGCCUCUCCAAGCGCGAUUGCCAAGCCCCAGGCCCAGCCCCAGGUUCAACCCCAACCCCAGGUUCAACCCCAACCCCAGCCUGUUCCAGCCUCCUAUACCACUACCUCCACCCCCAGUCGACCAGCCAUCAAUGUCCAGGUGAAGACUGCCCAGCCCAGCCCCCAUUACAUGCCCCCAGGUCCCCCCCAGCCCCCUCACCAGUUCCAUCCUCAGCCCCCUCAUCAGUCUCCUCACCAGCUCCCUCACCCAGUGCGCAUACCAGCCCCAGCCCCUUAUGGCGCCCCCCAGCUCCGUAACAAUGCAGAUUUUGCCUAUGGGCCACCUCAGCCCAGCUACACUCCUCAGCCUCUCAGAGGGUACCCAGAGCAGCACUACCAGGUGAUGGGGCAAGGUCUGCCCUAUGGGAACCAGAACACCUGGAGACCCGAGCCUGGUCAUCCUGCUGCACCCUUCAGCCAGGGCUAUCAUCCUCCAGGCCCAAAGAAGACCUACAUCACCGAUGUGCCUCCUGCCCUGGCACCAUCGACAGGCCCACAGUUCGGUUCCGGUCUUGUGGCCCAGCAGAAGGGUCCUGCCCCCAUGACCAGCCGCCCCGAGGAGGAGCUGGACCGUCUGACCAAGCGGAUGCUGUACGACAUGGAGCACCCCCCGUCCGAGGAGUACUUCGGACGCUGUGCCAGCUGUGGCGAGAAUGUGGUGGGCGAGGGCACCGGUUGCACCGCCAUGGACCAGGUGUUCCACGUGGAUUGUUUCGUCUGCAUGACCUGUGGCACCAAGCUUCGCGGAAGGCCCUUCUAUGCUAUGGAGAAAAAGGCCUACUGUGAGCCCUGUUACAUUAACACCUUGGAGACCUGCCAUGUGUGUGCCCAGCCCAUCAUGGAGCGCAUUCUGCGUGCCACAGGCAAGGCUUACCACCCGCACUGCUUCAGCUGCGUGGUGUGCCACCGCAGUCUGGACGGCAUCCCCUUCACUGUGGAUGCCAGCAACCAGAUCCACUGCAUUGAGGACUUCCACAAGAAGUACGCCCCGCGCUGCUCCGUAUGCAAGGAGCCCAUCAUGCCAGCCCCGGGCCAGGAGGAGACCGUGCGCAUCGUGGCUCUAGACCGUGACUUCCACGUGCAGUGCUACUGCUGUGAGGACUGCGGCUCCCUGCUCUCUGAGGGUGACAAUCAGGGCUGUUACCCCCUGGACGGCCACGUCCUCUGCAAGAACUGCAACACCACGCGCAUCCAGGCCCUCACUGCCAAGGCCACCACCGACCUUUGAGGGCUUUCCAUUCCUGCCUGCACCCCAUAACCCCCAGCAGCAGCCUGCACACAGCACUCCGCCCCGGACUGGCUAAUAUUCACCCAACCUGAACCAUGUUACCUACACAGUGCUACUCUGCUACAUACCACAUAUCCUAAACUAUUCCUCGCACUAAACUGCCACCCAGCAAUUCACCCCAAUACCCCUUGUGAUCCAAACCCGCGUAUCUUGCAGGGGCACGUCCCGCAAGUUGAGCUUCCAGCCAAUCACAUUUGAGCACACACACCCUCACACACACACACACACACACACACACACACACACACACACAAGACCUCCUUCCUCUGUACACUGAGCUCAGGCAUUGCUUCGGCAGGCCAGAUGUUAGGCCUCAGUGUGUGAGCAGGUACGCUAAUGUCUAACCGGCUAAUCUAUGCAGCAUUCCCAGCAGUCUGACCACGUAGCUUCCUGUUAGCACUCAGGCAAUUUGACGUGACUGUCAAUGCUUAAAACCUUGUAUAUAAUUGGGCCGAUGGUCCAGGCCAAAUGCCACCCAAUCCCAAAUGUUUGUGAGCUCCGUAGGUAUCACAUGGGCGCAAGGAUGUCCAGAUUUUUCCAUCCGUUCACGGCCCAGAGAGUUUGGCCCCGGCUAUGCAACAGUUUACUGAAAAAAGGGAUUGUGCAGCUUGAAUUCUUUUCGCUUCAUACGGCCCCUUAUAUUAUUGUUUAAUAUUAGCAAUGCUACAUAUUUUCCUAUUAGUAUUGGCUUCGAAUAACGUAGGAGACUCGCACACUUAGAUUUAUGCAUAGCCAGUAAUUGCUUUACACAAUCAGAUGGAUUAAGCAGUAGAUUUGCACUUAGUUGAGUGAAGAUUAUCCUUCCUUCAGAAAUAGUUUUUUUUUUUUGUUUAGGUAUCCAUUAAAACAUGGUCUUAUACCAGUUUGCUUGUGAGAUUGGUAUGCAAUAGUAUAAAAUAGAACUGAGUCAUAGGUACUAAGCAAGGUUUAGCAGAAAGAUGAGCGAAACUAGGAAUAUUACAAUUUUUCUUACAUUGUGUGACAAUCUAACAUGCAAUUGUCAUUACUUAUAAAUACUGAAUCCAGAUACUUAUUAUAUUUAAGGUUACUUAUUAACAUUACUGGUGGGUACCUAGACUAAAAUCAAAGCGUUCGUGUUCCAUACUUUACUCCUUCCUGUUGGUUCCUCCCUUUCUCCAGAGAAGUCUUUAGCGAAAGCGCAGUGGAUUAAGUUGUUUACCUAAUUGUUAAAUACUGUUCUAACACACACCUGUAUACUUAGCGUAGAUGCUGGCAGAGAGAUAUCAGUGCGUAUACUUGAGUCCAAAGACAGAACAUUUACCAAAGAUUGCACUUGAAAAGGUUUUAUUGAAUAUGUAUAUAAGCAAUUUAUGACUGGGAAUAUGCAAGUGAGACAGUGACUCGUGUGCUGCUUGUGUGGCAGCACCGUCUGUGAAGCAGCGUGUCUACAGGCCGCGUCGGUCACUUUCAGGCAUACCUGCAAAUUCACACUGCUUCGGGAAGCUAUUUUAGCUGGAAAUAAAAAAAUGUGCUGGGCUUUAGGCAACUAUGUUGAGAAAUCUUUUAUCUAUCACCUUUUUUUUUCCUCUUUGCUUUAUUUCUUAAUCCGUUUAUUCUUUCUCACUUUCUUGCCUUCUUUUUUACAUCGUAUUUGGUCCAAUGUGUUACCUCAUAUUUUUCAGAUCCUCUCUUAAACCAGCCCUGAACUCACACUUCAUGCGAGGUGCAGAUACCCUGCUAGCUAGGAAGCACUGUACCGUAAUUCGCAGUUCACUUUAACUACACACUGCAGAAACGUUAGCUUGAGAGAGAGAGAGCGAGAGAGAGCUGCUGUGACCCCAGAAAGGUAGAUUUCGGCGAAGAAUUCUGAAAAUCCACCCCAAAAAGGGGGUCCCUUUCUCGGCUUCCCCAGUAAUCACUAGUCAGGCAUGGUGCACGGAUUUAAAUACUGCGCCAGAUGAACUCAGAUCUGCGUUUUCCCGAAGGAUCCGUGACUGGUGGGUUUAAUAUGAAAAUUACCUGUAGUGCACGGCAGGGAAUGCCUGGUGUCCCCUCAGGGAAAUGCACAGCUUUCCUCCACCCCCACCCCCCCAUUCCCGCUCGGUACUUUAAUAUUUUUAAACUCAUUUUACAAAGCAGCGCUCAGAGCAGUGCUGGCGUUCCUUACAACACGGUAAUGGUUUUCACAUUCCUUAUAAAUAACAAAAUAUUUAAAGAAAUUAUGCAAAUUUAUAUAAGGUAGUAUACCUUGCUUUGCUUACUCACCUUCCUUUUAUUUCCAGUGUUAUUUAAAUGUGGCAAAGUACCCAAGCAAAGUGCCUUUAGCCCAUGAAUGUUUUAGUGCUUAAUAUUCUUCUUAAGGGUAAUAGUAUCGUGGGACCACAUGCAACUUUAUAGUGCAGGAGAGAUUUAUUAUUAGAUAUGGCCUGUUCUUUUUUUUUUGUUGACAGCGAUCAAUAGCUUAACAUUUUGUUUUUGUUUUUUUGGGGUGGGGGGUGAUUUUUAUUUCCGCGUGUGUUGUGUUACAUCUGGAAACCGUUACUACUUCCCUGCACCAAGAGUGUGUGAAGUUAAGCUGUGUCUCUGAGGUGUCCUGUACCACCAUGUAUGCGUUAAUAUAAUCUGCCGGCGUAAUGCUUUCAGAGUUCACCGUGACGGCAAACAGAAAAAUGAGGAAUUGCUUAUCGUCUUGUUACUAUUCCUAACCAUUUAUGUCAUUUGGAAGUACAGGCAGGCCAUGUUCUGUAACUAAUCACGAUGCUGUAUUGAGAUUAUGAUCAUAGAAAUAUUACACUAAUCUGUAUGAACUGUGGAAAAUGUUUCUAAUACCAUGUGUUAUUCUAUUGUGACGUCACGAGAUGUGACGUUAAAGGUCUUAGGUCUUAAUCUAGUUUAAUGCGGAGGAGAUGUGAGGUGUAAAGUUCUGCCAGUUCUUAUUGGUUUUGAAUUCAGUAGACAUUUCUGAGGCAGGGGUUCCAUUCUUUUCUAUUAUACUACGCCACAGGUCAGGUGUAAUGAGGUCAGGACAAUCCCGGAAUGCAAGACUUGUCUCGUAUCACCUGUCUGCUUCCAAGCAACCUGCACGCUGUCUUUUUAAGCUGUCAGCGUCGUAAGUCGGGCACAUUAUGCAAACUGUUUACUUUUGGAUUCACCUCUCCUGCAUUAAUAAAUAAAAGCUUCAGAAUGGA
Brienomyrus brachyistius is the source of this 5726-nucleotide messenger RNA. Its product is annotated as LIM domain containing preferred translocation partner in lipoma. Gene Ontology annotation, cellular component: focal adhesion; stress fiber. The record is from RefSeq and is a predicted model, not a curated record. Bases 730 to 2517 code for a protein of 595 amino acids. The transcript is spliced from 10 exons. NCBI's taxonomy places the organism in Eukaryota, Metazoa, Chordata, Actinopteri, Osteoglossiformes, Mormyridae. Gene Ontology annotation, biological process: cell-cell adhesion.